GGGUCAUCAGGUUGCCUUCCACUGCAGAGGGGCAGAGAGAAGUAUCGGAGGGUUUUGCCCGACUGGCUAGGCAUGGGGCUUUUGCCAGGGCCAUGGGAGCCAUUGACGGCUGCCAUGUUCGUAUCAAGUCCCCGGGAGAGCCCCAUGGCCAGAAUUAUUUCAACAGGAAAUCUUUCCAUUCAAUACAGCUGCAGGCGGUGUGUGACCAUGCAGGGCGCUUCAUCGAUGUGUUUGUGGGUUAUCCAGGUUCUGUCCACGACACCCAGGUCCUGAGGCACAGCCCCCGGUUCCAGUCUGUCGCGUACCCACUCCCUGAUACCUUCUUGUUGGGUGAUGGGGGGUACCCCUGUCUGCUGAGGCCCAUUUCCCUCAUCACGCCAUACAAGAAUCCACUCAGGGGAGUGGCACAACAGAGGAACACAGACAGGAGCCUGAAACACCGCAUUCACUCCACCCACCCUACUCACUACACUCACACAAAUGACCAAGGAGGGUGGUCGCACCCUAAGCCUGGGCCCUUCCGAGGUUUCUUCCUACAUGGGAGUUUUUCCUCGUCACUGUUGCCCUUGUGCUUGCUUUAG
Molecule: messenger RNA, 581 nt
Organism: Hypomesus transpacificus
Lineage: Eukaryota; Metazoa; Chordata; Actinopteri; Osmeriformes; Osmeridae
Product: putative nuclease HARBI1
Exons: 2
Coding region: 93-581 (162 amino acids)
Source: RefSeq, a predicted model, not a curated record